Molecule: messenger RNA, 2474 nt
Organism: Coregonus clupeaformis (lake whitefish)
Lineage: Eukaryota; Metazoa; Chordata; Actinopteri; Salmoniformes; Salmonidae
Product: integrin-linked protein kinase
Exons: 13
Coding region: 320-1678 (452 amino acids)
Biological process (GO): protein phosphorylation; substrate adhesion-dependent cell spreading; cell-matrix adhesion
Cellular component (GO): focal adhesion; stress fiber
Molecular function (GO): ATP binding; protein binding; protein kinase activity
Source: RefSeq, a predicted model, not a curated record
ACGAGGGCAAAUAUUUCUCCUCUCCCACGUAAAACGACGACGAGGGUGUGGACACUGGGGACGUAGACAGUCUGCUUCAAUCUCAAUUAGUCUAUCCUGUUUGAAUCCAUCGGGAUUGUGCCACUGGAACUCCACAGGGUAGCUGUAGCUGGACAUCUCCUGUUGUGUCCCUGACUGUAGAAGUUCUCUCCUUGCUGAGGGACGAAUGCACUCCAGGCCACCCCUGAAUUCCUUUGGCUGCCUCCCUUGUGUAUCCCAGUCCCAUCAACGCCUCUCAGAGUGUGAGUGUAAGUUAACAGAAGAAGCAGAGUGAGCCAUCAUGGAUGAUAUUUUUACCCAGUGCCGGGAAGGCAACGCAGUAGCUGUUCGCCUAUGGUUGGACAACACAGAGAAUGACCUCAAUCAGGGGGAUGACCAUGGCUUCAGUCCUCUCCACUGGGCCUGCAGGGAAGGCCGCUCCAGCGUGGUGGACAUGCUCAUCAUGAGAGGGGCUCGCAUCAACGUCAUGAACCGAGGAGAUGACACGCCCCUGCACCUGGCCUCCAGCCACGGCCACAGAGACAUCGUGGGCAAGCUGAUCCAGUGCAAAGCAGACACCAACACUGCCAAUGAGCACGGCAACACACCACUGCAUUACGCCUGCUUCUGGGGACAGGACCUAGUGGCUGAGGACCUGGUGACUAACGGCGCUCUGGUGAACAUCUGUAAUAAGUAUGGAGAAACUCCUCUGGACAAAGCCAAACCUCACUUGCGUGAAGCCCUCCAAGAGAAAGCAGAGAAGUUGGGCCAGAGUUUGACCAAGGUCCCCUUCAAGGACACAUUCUGGAAAGGCACCACCAGAACUCGACCCCGUAACGGCACUUUGAACAAAGCAGCGGGCAUUGACUUCAAACAGCUCUCCCUCCUGGCUAAGAUCAAUGAGAACCAGUCUGGAGAGUUGUGGCAAGGCCGCUGGCAAGGGAAUGAGGUUGUGGUGAAAGUGUUGAAGGUUCGCGACUGGUCCACCAGAAAGAGCAGAGACUUCAAUGAGGAGUAUCCCAAACUCAGGAUAUUCUCCCACCCCAAUGUGCUGCCCAUGUUGGGAGCGUGUCAGUCUCCUCCCGCCCCUCACCCCAUCAUCAUCACACACUGGAUGCCCUAUGGCUCCCUCUACAACGUGCUUCACGAGGGCACCAACUUUGUGGUUGACCAGACACAGGCGGUGAAGUUUGCUUUGGACAUUGCCUGUGGGAUGGCCUUCCUGCACACGCUGGAGCCCAUGAUCUCUCGGCACUCUCUCAACAGCAAGAGCGUCAUGAUCGAUGAGGACAUGACUGCCAGGAUCAGCAUGUCAGAUGUCAAGUUCUCCUUCCAGUGUCCAGGCAGGAUGUACUCCCCAGCAUGGGUAGCCCCUGAAGCCCUGCAGAAGAAGCCUGAGGAGAUCAACCGGCGGUCAGCAGACAUGUGGAGUUUCGCUGUGCUGCUGUGGGAGCUGGUGACCAGGGAGGUGCCCUUCGCUGACCUCUCCAACAUGGAGAUCGGCAUGAAGGUGGCCCUGGAAGGCCUACGACCCACAAUCCCUCCGGGCAUCUCACCCCACAUCUGCAAGCUCAUGAAGAUCUGCAUGAACGAAGAUCCAGCCAAGAGGCCUAAAUUUGACAUGAUCGUGCCCAUCCUAGAGAAAAUGCAGGACAAGUGAAAACUGCUUUUUUGCUCUGCCUUGAAUGACCCUCCUAAACCCCAGAUAUCUUGCCCCAGAUAUCACCCAGAGAUGUGGUGCUUACCAGUAUUGCCUUAGACUUACUCUCACUACUUACCGCUGCCCUCAAUGCCACUGUAACUUAAGCCUCUGAAAACAAAAACAAAAACAGUCACUUGUUCUAUUCUUGAUUAUGAUUUUUUGCUACCAUCUCUUGACUUAUCAAGACAAGUUUUUAUCAGUACUUUCAUCUACGUCACUGUCUCAAUGCUGGAGCUAAGCAUUGACUGUUCCGACUGUUGUUCUAAUCAUGUGGACUGAGUACAAUCUUCUAUCUGUGACUGAAUAACCUGUGGAGGUCAGGAUGACAAUCUGUCUGUGUUGCACUGCUUCCUUUCUUUACCUUUGGAGGUCUCACUAACUAGGGGCCAGACACUGUAAAGUGACCUGCAACCUAUUAUUACUGAUAAUGAAGCUCUUACGAAAACAAUACGUUGCUUUAUUAUCCUGAAGCUUGUCUUGUGGAACUGAGUGUGUACUGAAUGGCUUGUUUCUUCCUCUGUUGUUUCAAGGGCAAGUAUGCAAACAGGGUUAUAGGGCUGCGCCUGCUGUUAAGACUAUUUAUCCAACUAAGCAUUUCAAUGUCCAGUAUUCUUCAGGAAGUGCAGGGGACUGAAUGGAAACACUUUUUACACACGCGCUACUUUGUGUUACAUCGUUCAUCUUACAUUUACAUUUUAGUAAUUUAGCAGACGCUCUUAUCCAGAGCGACUUAGUGAGUGCAUACAUUUUUCAA